AGGUAGGAUUUUUAGGUGGAUGCAGGCCAUUUAUAGGUUUAGAUGGUUGUCACAUAAAGCACAGAUUUGGUGGGCAAAUCUUAUCUGCCACUGCCAAGGAUGCAAAUGACAACAUUUUUCCAGUAGCCAUGGCUGUUGUGGAACAAGAAACCAGGGAGUCUUGGAUAUGGUUUUUAGAAAUUUUUGCUGAUGAUAUAGGGAGGCCAGAGGAGCUUCAGUUGGUCUUCAUUUCUGAUAGGCAAAAGGGGCUUAUACCUGCAAUAGAGACACUAUUCCCUACCGUGGAGCAUAGAUACUGUGUGAAACACAUCUACAACAAUUUCAAAGUUGAUCACAAGGGAUUGGAGCUGAAGGAUGCAUUGUGGAGGUGUGCUGUUGCCACAACAGUAAGGGAGUUUGAGAGAUGCAUGCAGUACAUAAGGGAUUUGGAUGAAAAGGCAUAUGAGUAUCUUGCAAACAUUGCACCUGCACAGUAGACAAGGUCACACUUCACUCCUAGGGCCUUAACAGAUUGUUUGGUAAAUAAUUUGAGUGAGUCUUUUAAUGCAAUGAUAUUGAAGUCUAAGGACAAGCCUAUCUUGGCAAUGUUGGAGUGGAUUAGGGUUAGACUUAUGACUAGGCUUUACACAAAAAGGGAAGGGAUACAGAAGUAUGCUGGAAAGUUGUGUCCAAGCAUACAAGAUAGGUUGGAGAAAUUGAAGGUUGAAAGUAAGGCAUUUAAUGCUACCCCAGCUGGUAGUUUACUUUAUGAGGUAGGCAGUCAGUAUGAGAGGCAUGUAGUUGAUUUGGUGAAGAAGACAUGUAGCUGUAGGUCUUGGGAUUUAAAUGGCAUUCCCUGCAAACAUGCCAUAACAGCCAUUUAUACAAACAUUGAGACACCAGAAGACUAUACCCACCCAUGCUACUUCAAAGAAACUUACAUGGAGAUAUACAAGGAGGUACUUCCUCCCAUGCCUGGCCAGUCAGAAUGGGCUGAGACUG
Quercus robur (English oak) is the source of this 981-nucleotide messenger RNA. RefSeq lists its product as uncharacterized. The transcript is spliced from 2 exons. Bases 129 to 476 code for a protein of 115 amino acids. The record is from RefSeq and is a predicted model, not a curated record. Lineage: Eukaryota; Viridiplantae; Streptophyta; Magnoliopsida; Fagales; Fagaceae.